Molecule: messenger RNA, 654 nt
Organism: Telopea speciosissima
Lineage: Eukaryota; Viridiplantae; Streptophyta; Magnoliopsida; Proteales; Proteaceae
Exons: 1
Coding region: 1-654 (217 amino acids)
Source: RefSeq, a predicted model, not a curated record
AUGAUCUUGCUUUCCAAAAUUUUUACAGAAAAGGAUGCUUUGGCCACUGGGUAUAUCCUUAGUUCUGUUGACAAGAACAUUCAAAGUACAUGUGAUGACUUUGAAACGACAAAAGAGAUCAUGAAACACUUGGAGGAGACAUUUGGAAAGCAAGAUCAUCUUACUCAUCCAAAAAUCUCCUCUGCAUUGUCCUCUGCUCAAAUGGCUGAUUCAACAUCUAUCUUGGAUUAUAUAAUGAGAAUGAACAAAUACUUCCAAGAAUUAGAGGGUUAUACGUCAAUCUUUGAAUUGGAUUUCAAGAUUGAGAUCAUUUUUGCCACACUGCCAGACUAUUGUUACACUUUGUUUAUUGUGAACUAUCACAUGAAUAGGGUGACAGUGAACGCCAUUUCUGAGUUGACCAAUAUGCUUACAGAAGCAGAAGGUAUAGUCAAGAAAAGCAAGGCAGUGGCUCUUGUCACUGAGAAGCAUUCUCAGUCUUCCAAACUUAAGAAGAAGAGGAAGAACAAGAAGAAUAUGGGUAAACGUAACACCCCCAUGAGUAAAGAGGGAGGGGAUCAGAAAAUGAAAGGCAAACUGCUAAAGGAAACUAUUUCUUUUAUGGUAAGACAGGUCAUUAGAAGAGGAACUGCUAUGAAUACCUUGCCUCAGUGA